Molecule: messenger RNA, 960 nt
Organism: Mugil cephalus (flathead mullet)
Lineage: Eukaryota; Metazoa; Chordata; Actinopteri; Mugiliformes; Mugilidae
Product: diamine acetyltransferase 1-like
Exons: 6
Coding region: 198-713 (171 amino acids)
Molecular function (GO): N-acetyltransferase activity
Source: RefSeq, a predicted model, not a curated record
ACAAAGAAGCGGAUAGUUGAACGGCAGCGACCCAGCCGAGGGUGAUUGUAACUGGAUGUCCUUGGCUCGACGAACGCGUCUGGACCAGAGGCUGACUGUGGAGGAAAAGCCAUUCUGAAGCGAAUGAAGAAGCAUCUAAUCUUCCACUUCACAUACAGAGGACUUCUUACGAAAGGAAAAAAGAGUAAAAGAAGAAAAUGGAGUAUAAAUUGCGAAAGGCUGAACCCCGGGAUGUCUCUGAUAUAUUACGAUUGGUGAAGGAGCUUGCUAAAUACGAAGAGAUGGAGCACCAGGUGACACUGACCGAGAAAGAACUCCUUGAGGAUGGAUUUGGUGACACCCCGUUCUACCACUGCAUCAUUGCUGAAAUCCCAGGAGACAACAUCAGUGAUGAUCCAAAAGUGGUGGGUUUUGCCAUGUACUACUUCACCUAUGACCCCUGGGUUGGCAAACAACUCUACCUGGAGGAGUUCUAUGUGAUGGAUGAGUACAGAGGAGCGGGUAUCGGUUCAGAGAUUCUGCGGCACCUAAGUGAUCUGGCGAUGAAGACGCGCUGCACCGGCAUGAUGUUCGUAGUGGCGGAGAACAACGAGCCAUCGCUCCAGUUCUACAAGCGGCGUGGCGCUGAGGACCUCUCCCAGGAGGAGGGCUGGAGACUGUUCAGGUUUGACAAGGACAGCCUCAUCAAGAUGGCCACUCCGGCUGAGGAAUGAAGAGCAGCCUGCCAGAGUGUUGGAGGGAGAGGAGGAAACGGACUCCGAGCCUCCGAGGCUCUCCUCUCCAUUCAGAAUUCUAGGAGUUCAUAUUCUAAACAAGGAGAAUAGUCAUAGUUUAUCACAGUAAAUUGAUUCUGUAGUUCAGUAUUUCUAACAUGUAUUUCUAAAUCACUUACAUGUAUUCUAACCUUACUUGUUUAAUGUAAGAUCACUUACAGUUUCAAUAAAUUGAUCAUACACGUCA